Molecule: messenger RNA, 1521 nt
Organism: Frankliniella occidentalis (western flower thrips)
Lineage: Eukaryota; Metazoa; Arthropoda; Insecta; Thysanoptera; Thripidae
Product: heat shock-related 70 kDa protein 2-like
Biological process (GO): cellular response to unfolded protein; protein refolding
Cellular component (GO): cytoplasm
Molecular function (GO): misfolded protein binding; ATP binding; ATP hydrolysis activity
Source: RefSeq, a predicted model, not a curated record
AUGACUUGGACUUGCCCGACGGUGCCGGAGUUGUUAUUGGGAUCGACCUGGGCACAACGUACUCGGUGGUCGGGGUGUGCCGAAGGAGGAAGGUGGAGAUUUUAGCCAAUGACAACGGAAGCCGCACCACGCCGAGCAUCGUUGGCUUCCUGGACGGCCAGUCGUACGUCGGAUCAACGAGCCCACGGCGGCCGCCAUCGCCUACGGCCUGGAUAACAAAAAGGGCGUCGGGCCCUCGAAGACCGUGUUCAUCUUCGACCUGGGCGGUGGGACCUUCGACGUGUCCGUGAUGAAGAUCAGCGGCAGCUCCUUCCAAGUCCUGGCCUCGGGCGGCGACACGCACCUGGGCGGGCAGGACUUCGACGUGCUUCUCCUCGAGCACUGCCUCGAGGACUUGAAGAAAACGUUGUCUGCGGCCAAGAAGAAGACAUUGAUGGAGGACAAGCAGGCGAUGCAGGACCUGCGCCAGGCCUGCGAGCUCGUCAAGCGCAAGCUGUCCACCGUGCCGCAGGCGCCCCUCUCAGUCUUCUUGUCGCGGCUCAACAAAGGAUACCAGACGACGAUCUCGAGGUCUAUUUUCGAGACCGUUUGCUCCUCAUUAUUCUUGAAGACCAUUCAGAUCAGCGAGCAGGUGUUAAGCGACGCAAAGGUGACUCGUGGGGAGAUCGACGAGGUGGUGCUAGUGGGCGGCUCCACCCGCAUCCCCAAGGUGCGCGCGCUGCUCCGGGACAUGUUCAGCGGCAAGGAGCUGCACCAGUCUAUCAACCCGGACGAGGCCGUGGCGUACGGCGCGGCGGUGCACGCCGCCGUGCUGACUGGCGACGCCUUCUUCCAAACCGAGGUCAAGCUCAGGGACGUGACUGCGCUGUCCUUAGGCAUCAGUCUAGAAGGGGGAAUGUUCUCCGCUGUCAUACACAAGAACACGCCUAUCCCUUGCAAGGAAACGAAGCGUUACACCAAUUGCGAAGAUUACCAGAGCUCUGUGCUAUUCGAGGUUUACCAAGGUGAGAGGCCCCUGAUCAAGGACAACAUUUUCCUGAACAAGGAGUUCGUGAUUGAGAUCCCACCAAAGCCCCGACCCGAGGCAAAGAUCUCAGUGACUUUCGAGAUAAACGAGAGCGGGCUGCUGACGGUGACGGCCGUGGAGCCCACCUCCGGGCGCCAGGUGCAGGUGCAGGUGACGCAGCAGGAGGCGCACCUCAGCGAGGCCGAGAUCCAGUCCCUCAUCGAGAAGGCGAACCGCUACAAGCGUGAGGACGAGGCUGCACUUGUCGAGGUUGUAGAGGAACUUCGGAGAAAGCGCCUUCGUCUUUCGUAAACUUGUCAUUCACUGCAUUAUCCUAAUCGCAUUUCUUUUAUUGUUUUUAAUGUUACUGUCCAUUGCCUUGUUUUUAAUGUUACUGUCCAUUGCCUAUCACAGUCAUUUCCCCCUUUCUACCUUUUUUUGAAGUUUUGUGACCGCGAAAAUUAUUAUUGUCGUCAUUAUUUUUGUACUGAAUUAAAAGGUCGAACCUCUAUGAA